GUUGCUAUGCGACGAUGCUGCAAGCGACACAGACCAAGUACUAUCAUCAAUUGAGUUAACCUAGCCAUAAUUCAUAAUUCAACAAUCCAGCCAUGCCUCUUCCAGACACGAUGUUCUGUGCCCAGCAAAUCAGCAUCCCUCCCCAGCUGCCAGACCUCCUCAAAAGCUUCACCAAGGCAGCCAUCCGUACACAGCCCAAGGAUCUGCUGCAGUGGUCUUCGGCAUACUUCAGUGCACUGUCUAAUGGAGAGUGUCUGCCUGUGAAGGAUAGGCUGGAGAUGAAUACCACACAUAAGACAGACACUGGGCUGACUCCUGGUCUACUUAAGACUCUCCAUAAACAGCUGUCCCCCAUGGAAACAUGCAGUAAGGAGGAACUGGAAAAGAAAUGGAAGGGUCUGUGUCUACCCCUGGAUCAGCUGGAGACCCUGCUGUCGCUGGGCAGUCUUGACUCAGACAUCGACUGGAUGGAGUUUUUCGCCCUGGGUUGCAGUGCUCUGGGAGGGACCCUCGUGAGUUCCCUCAAGUUUGCUUGUGAGAUCCUGACAGAGGAUGAGGAGGGCGGUGCUGCGAGGAUCCCGUUCAACAUCUUUGUCAAACUCUACACCUACCUGGCUCACCUGGACGGGGAAAUGCCACAGGAUCACAUAGAUAACUUCCUUAGCAGCCUGCAGACACAAGUAAAAAAACAGGGCGGCAUGAUUCAGGUUUCCAACUUCGACAUCAGCAGGAAGUGA
Molecule: messenger RNA, 737 nt
Organism: Anoplopoma fimbria (sablefish)
Lineage: Eukaryota; Metazoa; Chordata; Actinopteri; Perciformes; Anoplopomatidae
Gene: ropn1l
Product: rhophilin associated tail protein 1-like
Exons: 6
Coding region: 93-737 (214 amino acids)
Source: RefSeq, a predicted model, not a curated record